AUCAGGUCUCUCAGGCAAGACAAUGUAAAUAUGGCGGUAGCAACUCUGAUAUGCCGUCAGGCAAACCUGGUCGGUGCGACAUAUGAUGAGUCUUCUGGCUCUGUUCUGAUUACUGUCCAAGGCGAUGGUGUACAAUCUCACAGCUUAGAACAGGCCAAAAGCUGCCAUUUCCUUACAACCUACCAGAUCCAACACGGAUCACAGCAGCAGCAACAAGCUGCCGAUGCCUCUGCACAGUGCCUUGCUGCUGCAGUUGUCCUCAACGAUGGGCGUGUGGGUGUCACGGUCGUAGGACCUGACGGAGCCGCGGGGCCGCUCCACCUUCCCCCUUCAAGUCCGCAGCCGCCCCCCCUUCACGUCCUAACAACCAGCUCCGCGGACACAUUACUCGUGGUCACACAGUCCACGGCGGGCAGCCAGGUCACUCUGCGCGUGCUGCGACUUUCCCCAGCCCCCAGCAACGAUGCCACAGGUCUCACGCAGGUCAAGGCUCUGACACUGCCAUGCCCCGGCGGCAGCAGCGGCGCCGUACCUACGAGCCUCACCAUGAGCCCUGCCUUUGCGCUAAUUCAAUGGUCUAACGGCCAUGCAACUGCCGUACACGGGCUCCAGGGCGGCGCCGCUGCCUCGCCGCUGCGGCCCUGUAGCUUUCCCCUCGCCGACGCUGUCCUUGCCAACGGCGCCUCCUCCUCCUCGGCGCCCGCCACCGCUACGACGCCUGCCGCCAUCGCGUCCGGACGGAAGCGCAAGAGCGCAGCAGCCACCUUGGCGACCGACAAUGGCAGCGCGCCGCGGCAACGGCCUCGUGUGCUGUGCGCCGCUGUGGAUGAGCGGCAGUUUGUGGUGCUUGAUCUGGAGUCCUCCGCGGCCCAGUCUCAGAUUUGUUUCAGCCUCCACGAUGCCCAGUUUGGGUGUCCGCUGUCAUCUGGGUGUAUGGAGGUGGACGCGCCGCUGCUGAGCCUUGACGUAUCGCAGUGCGCUGUGGUGUCAUCAGGGCCUGAGGCUACACUUGUCCGACUGGGCGGUGCAGUCCACGGACUGCACAUUCGGACCCAUCCUAUAAGCCUCCUGUCGCUCGUCGCUCGGCUUUCCAUGUCGGCAUCGGCGGCGUCGGCGGGAGCACCGGCGGCGGCAAAGGGCACGCCUGUGAAGUUGAAGUCCGGCGGGAUUGGCGGCGCUGGCGUGGCCAAGGCGGUUGUAACGCUCCCUGCGCAGGUCUCACUCGACCCGACCUUGCUCUCAGGCCAGCCGUUGGGGGCAACACCCGCCGUUGCCGCCGCUGCAAUGGGCGACGACGACUUUCAGGAUGUCGUACUAGAGCCCGUCCCUGGCACCGCCGUCAACCGCGUUGAAGACAUUUGUAACUCCCUCAUCGAACAGCUAUCCUCGGCGGCAGCGGCGGAUACGCCGCCGUCUCAGUCGCUCCUUGACUCAGUGGUGUCGUACAUUGCCGGUCGCCGCCAGCACGGCAUGGCAGUGCCGCCGCAGUUAUUGAGUCUGACCGCGCGCGGUCUGGCAGCCGCGCGGCAAUGGUCACAGCUGGGCAGCUUCCUGAACCACGUCCCGCGUGGGGGACUAAGUGGCUGCAGCGACGUGCUUGUCCUGGCGGCGGCGGCGCAGCAGUUCGGCCUUCUGUCCCGCCUGUCCACCUGCCUCGACGACGUCGAGCCAGGGGCGCUGGUAGACGCCCUGCAGGUGCUGCUCGCUCCCACGACCCGCAGCAACCUGGCGGCAAGGCAGCAGCACUACAAUGCGCUGCGUGCCGCCGCAGAGGCGCGGGUAGCUGAGGCUGAGACGGCAGUACGCCGCGCCACUGCAGACGCCGGCAAUGGCAGUGCGGUGGCGCUGGCGCAGUGCGCCGCCGCGGCUGUGGACGGGUUUAGCUACCGUGAAGUCCUGCUGCACCCGCUGUUGGCGAUUCCCGUGGAUGCCCCGGCGGUGCAGGUGGCGUUGCGGCGCCUGAGCGCCCCCUCGACUGACGCGCUGCUGGGCUGUCUAUCCAAGUGGCUGGUCAAAUACACGGGGGGAGCCCUGGGUGACUUGACCCACUACGUGGUGUUGCCGCAGGAGCUGCUGUUUCCGUACUACCACCAGGUGCUGGAGUGGACUCGGAUGACCAUCGACGCUCAUUUGACAAGACUCCUGAUGGCGAAAACACCUCUGCCCGCGUUGGAGUCCUUAGAAGCAGCUCUCAACAAGGCUGUGGAGGGCACCAGACGCCUUGCUAUGCUGCGGGGCGCUCUGGAGCAUUUGAGCGCCGCUGCGCCUUUGCCCGCUGCGCAUAUUGCUGUUGCGACGCAAUAUACCGCAGAAGUGCUUGAUCUACGUGGCCGAAAGAAACGGCCAGGUCCGCAGCCGCCGCCAGCGCAGGGCUACCGGCACCUCAGGACGCCCAGGGUGCGUGUUGCCCGCGGCGGGAGCGGGGGCGGCGGCGGCGGCGACGGUAGCGAUGGCAGCGACUACGACGACCGGCCAAGCCGUUCCGACCUCCCAGCCGCCGACAUUCCGGUGGCCAAGCCCUACCAGCCUCCGUACGAGAAGGAGGCGCCACCGCCGCCGCCGCCACCCGCCAUGGGCUUCCCCUCUACCCGACAGCACCGUCCCUAUACCCCCAAGUCCCCUUUGCAGACCGAGCCAUUAAACCGUACGAAGGUGGUCGUUGGCUUAGGCCAGGCGGUGGGGCCGCAUUCUUAUUUCUCGUUAUGCGUUUUGACGUAUCUCGGACAGCACAGCCCUAGGCUGAGCCUUAGACCUCUGGCUCAGGAGUCAACGAAGAGCCGUUUGCCAGCGCACCUGCGGCGUCGUACGGUCCCUACAGACCGCUGCCUCAAUACCUCGGCCACACCAAUCCCACUGCUCAGCUUGGGGCACCUGCGGGGUUGCCGCUAUCACCAUCACAACCACCCGCGGGUUUUCUGCUACCCGACGCAGCUGCCCCACGCGGGUUCCCCGACGCCGGGCGGCGGCGGCAUGUUCCUUUCCGGCUACCCGCCUCCAGGGGGAUAUGUCAUGCAGCCGCCGUUACAGCAGCCACCCCAACAGCCGCCCCAACAGCAGCCGCCCCAACAGCAGCUUUGGCCGGGCUGGCAGCAGCAGCAGUGGCAGGGGCCCUACCAGUGCCUUGGUGGCGCAGGCGCCUACGGACCUCAUAACCCUGCGGCCGCCGCGGGCCCUAGCCUGGGUCGCCUAGGGGCGGGAGGUGCUGGCGGUGCAGCAGUGCUGGGGGGACUCGGGGGACUGGCGGCGGGUAUGCUCCUGGGUAACGCGCUGAGUGGGGAUGAUGGCGGCGGGGCGUUCGAUGCCUUCGACGGCGGCGGCAUCUUCGACUUCUGA
This is a messenger RNA of Volvox carteri f. nagariensis, 3333 nucleotides long. RefSeq lists its product as uncharacterized. Lineage: Eukaryota; Viridiplantae; Chlorophyta; Chlorophyceae; Chlamydomonadales; Volvocaceae. The coding region runs from base 31 to 3333 and encodes 1100 amino acids. Gene Ontology annotation, cellular component: nucleolus. Gene Ontology annotation, biological process: maturation of SSU-rRNA. Gene Ontology annotation, molecular function: RNA binding. The record is from RefSeq and is a predicted model, not a curated record. The transcript has 9 exons.